AUGUAUACAUACAGAGAGCGAAAGGCGAGGAUGAGAGAGAAAACAACCGAAGCGGAGAAAGAGGGAAACGAACGGUUAUCCGUCGAGCUUCAGGCGUUUGUAUGGCUUCAAAUUUCGGGGACAGUUCCACUCUCCGAUCCCGAGGAUACAUAUGGAUUUACUGUGAGACCUCAACAUAUUCAUAGAUAUCGUGAGUAUGCCAGUAUCUAUAAGGAGGAAGAAGAAGAGAGACUGCAAAAAUGGAAGAGCUUUCUUGAGCAGCACGCGAAAUUUACUAAUGAAUGUCUUUCUACUGAAGGAGAAAAUGUUAGACCUGUGGUUUCCGAGCUUACCGAGCAGCCAACUGAUUAUUCUCAAACAGUAAAUGGAGAAAAGAAGGAUGAUUCAACUCAUGAGAAAACGGAGGAUCAUGAAGUGGCAGCAACGAAAACCAAGCCAGUUGAAAAAGUGAAUGAUGACAUUGAAGAGGCAGCUACUAAAACUGAGCCAGUUAAAAAGGUGAAUGAUGAUAUAUGUGAAAAGAGGUCAGUUCCCGACACCCAGGAGACCGAGGAAGCGGGAACGACCAAGCAUGGAAAAUUCCGUGAGGUGCAGACAUGGGCUAAAACUAGUCCAUCUCUGAAUGCCAUUGAACAUAUGAUGAGUUUACGUAUAAAGAAGAGAAAUAACGUGGGUACUGAGACAAAAUCUACUCGAAAUCAUCUUCCAUUGAUUGAUGAGGGACCAUCGGGAGAAGAAUCCGAAAAUGAUGAGAAGGAUGUAUCCAAUGACAAUGAGAUGACUGAUAAUGCAGAUGCUCCUGCAAUGGAAAGUGGUGACGCUGAUGGAAUGUCUCCAGAAAAUUUUUUACCUUGGAAGGAAGAACUUGAGUUUCUUGUUCGAGGAGGAGUGCCUAAGGAUCUUAGAGGAGAGGUGUGGCAAGCCUUUGUUGGUGUUAGAACUCGUUGGGUGGAAAGCUAUUACCAGGAUUUGCUGGAUACAGAAAGUGACCCAAGUGAUGGAAAAGAGCAUGAUAAAAUGUGGUCGGGAGAUAAUAGGACGCAACCCAGCUGGAAGAAAAAUGAUGUCCCAGAAAAGUGGAAAAAGCAGAUUGAGAAGGACUUGCCACGAACAUUUCCAGGGCAUCCAGCAUUAAACGAUAAUGGAAGAAAUUCACUAAGGCGUGUACUUUUGGCAUAUGCACGGCAUAACCCCUCCGUUGGGUAUUGCCAGGCAAUGAAUUUCUUUGCUGGCUUGUUACUGUUGAUGAUGCCUGAGGAAAAUGCAUUUUGGACAUUGGUGGGCAUUAUGGAUGACUAUUUUGAAGGCUAUUUCUCACAAGAAAUGACAGAAUCCCAGGUUGAUCAGCUUGUUUUUGAGGACUUGAUGCGUGAAAGGUUUCCUAAACUUGUGAAUCAUCUUGAUUACUUGGGAGUGGAGGUGGCAUGGAUUUCUGGUCCUUGGUUCCUUUCGAUAUUUGUAAAUAUACUUCCAUGGGAAAGCGUUCUUCGAGUAUGGGAUGUGCUCUUGUUUGAAGGAAACCGUGUCAUGCUCUUCCGAAGUGCACUUGCUUUGAUGGAUUUAUAUGGACCUGCUGUAGUUACAACGAAGGAUGCUGGAGAUGCUAUAACCUUAUUUCAGACACUCACCGGCUCCACAUUUGACAGCAGCCAACUUAUCUUGACUGCUUGCAUUGGUUUCUUGACCAUAAAUGAAGAUCGACUACAAGAACAUAGGGAGAAGCAUAGACCAGCUGUACUCACAGCAGCUGAGGAAAGAGAGAAAGGCAGUCGAGUUUUUAAAGAUCCAAAGGGUCUUGCAACUAAGCUAUACAGUUUCAAGCACAAUCGACAAUCAAUGGUAAUAGAAACAAAUACUGAAGCAGAAUCAGGUGAUACGACAGAUCCCAGAGAAAGAUUUGACGCAGAUUCUCAUGCUGCCGAUGCAGAAGAAUUUCUAAAAGGCAUGACCAUUGAUUCUGAAGUAGAUUCUCUUCCAGAUCUUCAGGAACAAGUAGUUUGGUUGAAGGUUGAGCUGUGUAGGUUGCUGGAGGAGAAGAGAUCUGCUAUGCUCAGGGCUGAAGAAUUAGAAGCUGCGCUGAUGGAAAUGGUUGAAAAAGAUAACCGAAGGGAACUGAGUGCAAUGGUUGAACAGUUGGAGCAAGAAGUUGCUGAACUACGGCAGGCUCUCGCUGAUAAGAAAGAAGAGGAGAAAGCCCUUGUUCAGGUUUUGAUGAAAGUUGAGCAAGAACAGAGGAUAAUUGAAGAUGCUCGGCGUUUUGCAGAGCAAGAGGCUGCUGCUCAGAGACAUGCAGUGCAUGUUCUUCAGGAAAAGUAUGACAAAGCCAUGGCAGAUCUUGCUCAGAUGGAAAAACGGGCUGUUAUGGCCGAAUCAAUGUUGGAAGCAACAUUACAGUAUGAAUCCGGGCAAAGUAAAGCCUUAUCUUCGCCAAGGUCGUUUUUGUGUGACAUUUUUGUAGUCAAGGGAAAAUCAAGUAAUGACGUGGUGGCCCCUGGUGAUAGCAGACUUAAAAAUGAAGGAUCAAAUGCGAGCAAUACAGAUGAUUACACAGAUGGCCAUCAGCAAUAGAGAAUUCGGGUUGGGAGAUAAAAGAGAAGGAAAAGUAAGAUAAUUUGAAGAAUAGUAUUUACGUGGUCAGAUUCUUGCAACGAAAAUCAGCAGCUACUUUUAUAGAUGGUAUUAGAGAUGAGCUUCUUCAGAAAUCUCGAAAAAUUAGAUUGUGUUCAUAUUACAUGUAAAUUGCAGCCAGGUAAAGUUUUCCUGUCUUUUUAGGGGGGACUUGAAAAGAAAUUAUUCCUCAUUUUUUAGCAUAUUAACAUGUUCUUUUCCCUUUGGAGUUGUUUACUAGUGAUAUCAUAAUGCAGUAUUUGGG
This is a messenger RNA of Striga asiatica, 2872 nucleotides long. The record is from the annotation of a GenBank genome assembly. Lineage: Eukaryota; Viridiplantae; Streptophyta; Magnoliopsida; Lamiales; Orobanchaceae.